AUGGAUAUUCCAGCCUACGCCGCUCCUACCUUGAGCAUUGGUAGAACAUAUGAUGCCCAGAAUUGCAAACCAAGCGGCGAUAUCUUCCAAAGUGAUCAGAUUUCAAUCAGAACAACUAAUGUCAACAAUUUCACCUUCAAGUACUCGCUUGUGCAAAAUAGCAAAGAUGUCAAUGACCUCCUAGACAUUUCUGGAGAACUUUCUUUAAAAAUCAAGGCCAAUCUUCUCCAAGUGGAAGGAGAAGGUAAGUUUGUGGAUGAAUCCAAGAAGGAAGAAGGAACAACUAAACUGCUGGCAGUGAUGAAUUGUACCACGGUAUGUCAACAAUAAUAAUUAUAAUAUAGUAUGAUGGUGCUUAGUGUAUGAACAUAGUGAUUGACUUAUGAGUGACUGAUGCUCCAGGUGCAUGGUUUGCGCCCCGCUGAUGCACAAAAGGAACACUAGCAAGGAGUGUGACAGAGGAGACAAUAAAAGUAAUAAUGACGAUGAUGAUGAUGAUAGUAAUGAUAAUAGUGAUGAUACCCCACAGAUCUUCACAUUGAAGCCGAAGCCAGUUUGAAAUCCAACUUUUCAGAAGCCCUCGGCAAUCUGCAUCUAUGGGACAAUACAUCUCAUGAACUGAGAACUAGUCGAAUAAAUGUGGAGAUAGAUGUCAUUUUACCGUAUGACUCUUCAAUAGUUUCAAUAUUAGAAUGUUAUAAUUUCUUGUUUUAGUAGUUUUAAAAUCAUACUUGGAAUUCGAAGAUACUAGCUUAUCUUUAGCUACUUUAAAUUCGAGGUUAAAUAAAGUAUCUGUAUGUAAGUACGUAUGUAUGUAUAGUUAAUCAUUUCGCUAAGGGAUUUAUCGUACUUUAGGUGAGCUUUCCCUUAACUGCGUUCGAAUUACGAGAAAGCAACCCCUAAUUUCUGUAGGGUGUCCUGUCCCACACACAUUUGCCUCGCUUUGAAGGGCUAGCAUACAUUUUGCCUUACGUACUUUGACGCUGUAACUCGCCUGAUGAUCCGCUACUAUCUUCGUAAAGCAUUUUUCAUCUUUCUCUUGAUCGUCUUCGUAAUUUAAUUAUCUGAAUAGCUAACAAACAUCUUGAUCGUAUUCUCCUAAGUUCCGAUUAGGAUGAAGAGAAGUUCAGGGUUACAGUGCAUCAUUGCAUAACAACUCUCAAGCAUGCUUAAGAUGUGAUCCAAUGACAGUGUGCCAAAGAGACCAGGCAAAAUGUCGUCCGAGAUCGAUACUUUCAAGUCCAUCUUUAAAAUAGAUGCCCACACACGUUUAAAGUGGUCUGAACUCAUUCAGAUAAUUCAGAUAAUUAAAUUACGAAAACGAUCAAGAGAAAGAUGAAAAUGCUUUACGAAGAUAGUAGCGGAUCAUCAGGCGAGUUACAGCGUCAAAGUACGUAAGGCAAAAUGUAUGCUAGCCUUUCAAAGCGAGGCAAAUGUGUGUCGACACAAAUGCAAUCUCAAAAAAUCUCGCCUAUUAAUUUCUAUGUUGACUGAAGUCAAGGCUAAUUUUAAUGCUGGUACUGCAAAGGUAAUAAAUCUUGGCAUGUUCAAAGUAACUUCAGACUACUAAGAAAAAUCACAAGCGGGUUUUAUCAAAUUCAGCUGGGAAAAAGAAAAGACUGCGAGGACGUGGUAUACAAAACAGACAUUGCUAGUUUAAUUUUUGUAUAAUUAUUAACCAUCUAUCUCUUAAAACAAGAAUUUUUUUUUUUAAGUCUGACAUUAAGAUCACACUUUUCUCAGGUCACUGAUACCAUCGACGGAAACCCGACACCUCUAGAGAACACAGCUGCAAUGGGAACUUAUUAUGUAAAAAGCGUAACAUAUGGAGCAAAAUUAGUGGCAAGCCUAACAUUCAAGACUUCAACAACUUUUAAAAAGUACGUUAAGAGUAAAUUCAUACUAAGAAAUUUAGCACCUACUGAAAAUGAGGAGAUUUUCAGUGAAUUUAUUGCUAUUUUCAUUGGGGUACCUAGCGGGAGGAGAGAGGUACAAAUGCCCUUUCCGGGAAGGUACGUUUUUUUUAUUAGGGGGAGGGGGGACUUAGCAGGGGAGGGUCAUCAGUAAAAUUUUUACAAAUCUGGGAGGGCCAAACCUGUUUUGUUCGCCGUUGGAGCAGGGUCACACUUUCAUCAGAAGAAUAAAGUACUCCACGUUGCUUCUGUUAAAGUAGACUCUUUUAUUUAUGUUAACAAACAUACAAAGUCUUUGGAAAAGUAAAACUUGCAUGUACAAGCAAAGCUACUAGCCAAAAUCAAUGCAAAUGAUUUACAAGUUCCAAAAAAUUGUAUCAUUGAUAAUUUAAAAAGUUGACUUCUCCCACCUAACACAAUCGUCUCUCUCAACCCGUUCCCACUUUCGUCAAUAUUUUGACGCAGGUAAUGUUUCCUUACAGGGUUCUGGUAUAGAAUCAGAAUCCGGUGAGGAUUCGUCAUUUUAGCUACUCGAGCUUGAACCGACAACUCGAUCUACCACAUCACUUUGCGUUAGUUUCGACCUCGGAAAGUGAUGAGGUCACUUGUUGUUGCAUACUUCUUAACGGGGGCUUCCGAGGUUGAUGACGUUCCAUAACGAACAAUUAACUUGCCAAUGUGCGCUUUGAUUAUUGCAACGUUUUGAGCUUUUUUCCCUUUGCAGGUGAUCUUGUGAUGGGAAAGGUACAAUGACAGUUCGUUCACCCUCAAGGAUGACAGCUUGUCGGAGUUGUACAGUCCAACCCAGUCAAUGUCAUUGUACUCCCGGUUCAGCCGUUCCAUUCGUUCCCUUUCGUUCUCCUCUUUCUUCUUCUCUUUGCGCAUUUAUAUCUAAGCAAGGUGCUAACAAUCCUCUGCCACAAGAUUUUCGGGGACAAAACUCUCUAAUGGUCUCGCUGUCCCCACUGACUAAUAUAAUCUGAGCUCGAGGCUGGAAGUUGUCUGGCUCACGGUCAUCGGUGGGGCUUUUACUCCGAGAAAGAUGGUGGAAAUUUGGUAGCUUGCUAUAGACGGGAUAUGGUCGUCGAGUUGGAAUAGGAGCGCUAUAUCAAACUCAUUGCGAUAGUUGCCCUAUGUGAUGUCGGGUAACGCUUGAACACUCUAUGAAAGACCUCUAAAAACACACAAUUUCUGUCAGAAAAAUGCCAUUCUAUUCCAAAGUAUGAUUUCUUUUCUCAAUGUACCACCGAAAAUAAGUUGGAAAAUAUUUCUCUCUCUUUUUUUCUUACUCAUUUGGAAUUGAAACGAUAAGUGCAUUAAUACACUCCGUGCUUCCCUCGAUAACUAUACCCGAUUCCAGACCAAUAUGGCCAAAGUGUAUACCCGUUUUCAGACCAAAACGGCGCAAAAUCCCUACCCGAUAGGCCACAUAUACCUAAAUGGCUUAUAUAAGGGAGUACUCCCUCCGGGCGUUACCAUCCUCAGUGUAUUCAUCAACAGAAAUUCGAAUUACGAGAAAGCAACCCCUAAUUUCUGUAGGGUGUCCUGUCCCACACACAUUUGCCUCGCUUUGAAGGGCUAGCAUACAUUUUGCCUUACGUACUUUGACGCUGUAACUCGCCUGAUGAUCCGCUGCUAUCUUCGUAAAGCAUUUUUCAUCUUUCUCUGGAUCGUCUUCGUAAUUUAAUUAUCUGAAUAGCUAACAAACAUCUUGAACGCAUUCUCCUAAGUUCCGAUUAGGAUGAAGAGAAGUUCAGGGUUACAGUGCGUCAUUGCAUAACAACUCUCAAGCAUGCUUAAGAUGUGAUACAAUGACAGUGUGCCAAAGAGACCAGGCAAAAUGUCGUACGAGAUCGAUACUUUCAAGUCCAUCUUUGAAAUAGAUGCCCACACACGUUUAAAGUGGUCUGAACUCAUUCAGAUAAUUCAGAUAAUUAAAUUACGAAAACGAUCAAGAGAGAGAUGAAAAUGCUUUACGAAGAUAGUAGCGGAUCAUCAGGCGAGUUACAGCGUCAAAGUACGUAAGGCAAAAUGUAUGCUAGCCCUUCAAAGCGAGGCAAAUGUGUGUCGACACAAAUGCAAUCUCAAAAAAUCUCGCCUAUUAAUUUCUAUGAUGACUGAAGUCAAGGCUAAUUUUAAUGCUGGUACUGCAAAGGUAAUAAAUCUUGGCAUGUUCAAAGUAACUUCAGACUACUAAGAAAAAUCACAGGCGGGUUUUAUCAAAUUCAGCUGGGAAAAAGAAAAGACUGCGAGGACGUGGUAAACAAAACAGACAUUGCUAGUUUAAUUUUUGUAUAAUUAUUAACCAUCUAUCUCUUAAAACAAGAAUUUUUUUUUGAAGUCUGACAUUAAGAUCACACUUUUCUCAGGUCACUGAUACCAUCGACGGAAACCCGACACCUCUAGAGAACACAGCUGCAAUGGGAACUUAUUAUGUAAAAAGCGUAACAUAUGGGGCAAAAUUAGUGGCAAGCCUAACAUUCAAGACUUCAACAACUUUUAAAAAGUACGUUAAGAGUAAAUUCAUACUAAGAAAUUUAUCACCUACUGAAAAUGAGGAGAUUUUCAGUGAAUUUAUUGCUAUUUUCAUUGGGGUACCUAGCGGGAGCCUCUGCGGAGGAGAGAGCUACAAAUGCCCUUUCCGGGAAGGUACGUUUUUUUUUUUAUUAGGGGGAGGGGGACUUUGCAGGGGAGGGUCAUCAGUAAAAUUUUUACAAAUCUGGGAGGGCCAAACCUGUUUUGUUCGCCGUUGGAGCAGGGUCACACUUUCAUCAGAGGAAUAAAGUACUCCACGUUGCUUCUGUUAAAGAAGACUCUCUUAUUUAUGUUAACAAACAUACAAAGUCUUUGGAAAACUAAAACUUGCAUGUACAAGCAAAGCUACUAGCCAAAAUCAAUGCAAAUGAUUUACAAGUUCCAAAAAAUUGUAUUAUUGAUAAUUUAAAAAGCUGACUUCUCCCACCUAACACAAUCGUCUCUCUCAACCCGUACCCACUUUCGUCAAUAUUUUGACGUAGGUAAUGUUUCCUUACAGGGUUCUGGUAUAGAAUCAGAGUCCGGUGAGGAUUCGUCAUUUUAGCUACUCGAGCUUGAAUCGACAACUCGAUCUACCACAUCACUUUGCGUCAGUUUCGACCUCGGAAAGUGAUGAGGUCACUUGUUAUUGCAUAUUUCUUAACGGGGGCUUCUGAGGUUGAUGACGUUCCAUAACCAACAACUUGCCAAUGAGCGCUUUGAUUUUUGCAACGUUUUGAGUUUUCUUCCCUUUGCAGGUGAUCUUGUGAUGGGAAAGGUACAAUGACAGUUCGUUCACCCUCAAGGAUGACAGGUUGUCGGAGUUGUACAGUCCAACCCAGUCAAUGUCAUUGUACUCCCGGUUCAGCCGUUCCAUUCGCUCCCUUUCAUUCUCCUCUUUCUUCUUCUCUUUGCGCAUUUAUAUCUAAGCAAGGUGCUAACAAUCCUCUGCCACACGAUUUUCGGGGACAAAACUCUCUAAUGGUCUCACUGUCCCCACUGACUAAUAUAAUCUGAGCUCGAGGCUGGAAGUUGUCUGGCUCACGGUCAUCGGUGGGGCUUUUACUCCAAGAAAGAUGGUUGAAAUUUGGUAACUUGCUAUAGUCGGGAUAUGGUCGAGUUGGAAUAGGAGCGCUAUAUCAAACUCAUUGCGAUAGUUGCCCUAUGUGAUGUCGGGUAACGCUUGAACACUCUAUGAAAGACCGCUAAAAACACACAAUUUCUGUCAGAAAAAUGCCAUUCUAUUCCAAAGUAUGAUUUCUUUUCUCAAUGUACCACCGAAAACAAGUUGGAAAAUAUUUCUCUCUCUUUUUUUCUUACUCAUUUGGAAUUGAAACGAUAAGUGCAUUAAUACACUCCGUGGUUCCCUCGAUAACCAUACUCGAUUCCAGACCAAUAUGGGCAAAGUGUAUACCCGUUUUCAGACCAAAACGGCGCAAAAUCCCUACCCGAUAGGCCACAUAUACCUAAAUGGCUUAUAUAAGGGAGUACUCCCUCCGGGCGUUACCAUCCUCAGUGUAUUCAUCAACAGAACGUUUUGGAAUAUUUAAUCGUCCCNCUCAUUUGGAAUUGAAACGAUAAGUGCAUUAAUACACUCCGUGGUUCCCUCGAUAACCAUACUCGAUUCCAGACCAAUAUGGGCAAAGUGUAUACCCGUUUUCAGACCAAAACGGCGCAAAAUCCCUACCCGAUAGGCCACAUAUACCUAAAUGGCUUAUAUAAGGGAGUACUCCCUCCGGGCGUUACCAUCCUCAGUGUAUUCAUCAACAGAACGUUUUGGAAUAUUUAAUCGUCCCGCCAUAUUAAAUUCAAUACGCAAGCACAUUAGCAUUUGAUUCAUGUAAGGAUCAACGAAACCUAAUGUCCUACUUACGGGGUGCUCUGGCGGCGGGGUGGGAAAAGGAAGGAGGGCGUGGAACUUUGUCUCUGGAAUUUGAAUAUUUGCACCGAAAAAGUGGAUGUGAAAUGCUGAUUGGCGGAGAUGACAUUAGUAAUGACGUCAUUACCAUUGGCACGUGUUUUUCAAUUUUUUUUCUUACAUUGGCCCGCGCUCGUUUCUGCUUCGCACUCAUUGGCGGAAAUUUGUCAGUCGACGGAGAUGGAAUUCCAGAGACGUAGUUGCAAGCGCUCCUUCCUUUUCCCGCCCCGCUGCCAGAAGCGCCCCGGAGAGCUUGCUCCCAGGCUAAUCCCUUUUUGUCUUAUCGAGUUUGGUCUUGCGAACAUCUAUUUUUCCAUAGGCCUCCGAUGCCAAGUCUAUUGAAUGCAUAUAGCAGCCUUAUCGCAGAAGUGAUGCAUGUGUAUUAAUCUUUAAUGUUAUAGGGGGGACAUUCAUGGCGGGGCCUCAGGAGACAUCAGUGCCUCGGCAGGGAACGUUGGACUUAAGGCUGAAUUGGACAGGUUAUCCAACGAAUGCUCGAGAGGGUCAGACCUACAGGUGAACUACUACUGCACUGGCUUACCAGACAAUCUUCCCAUCAAUAUUGAGGAGCUCACCAAUCUGAUUAAAAACUUUCCCGAAAGUUUGAAGAACAUAAAUGGUGGAAAAGGAAUCCCAGUCAAGGUAAGAAUUUUCUUUGUGCGUAUCAAAAAACGUAAACGGUCUAUUGUACCGACCUUAGAUUGCUCAUCCAAAUUUUAACUAUAGGUCUUUUGUUCCAGGUGACACAUGCCUAGACCGAGCCGAAGCUUGAUUGAAUAAUCUGAAUUCUUCGGGGUGACAAACGUGCGUACCACAGGGGCGGGAGGUGCUGAUUUACUCUAUGAAGAAUGAAAUUUCACUAGGAUAGCGACGGGAAUAGUUUUGUUUGUUUUUUUAUCUUUGUCUUUUGUCUACAAGCGUGGGCAAGCCGGUUUGAACUUGGGACUACCAAGAACAAAAUAAUCCAGCAAGUGGCUACUGAGAGGUACUCGAGUCCGAGACUGUGUGUCCGACCCCGGCCACGCUGCCUCCUCAAAGCCAGAAACAGACAAAAUCCUUCAUUUCGAAUGAAUAGUAGUCAACAUUGCUUACCUGUAGCCAUUCUUUUCAAGUCGAUAUAUUUGUCAUGUUUUAGCUAUCAAUCUGAAAUGUCUACUGGCUCAUAUCUCGGGUGAAGUAGACAAUACUUAACCCAAUAAUAUCUGAAUCAGUUGUGGAAUCAAGGUCAAACGUAUCUUCUGAUAUUCUGGGACCGGUCUUAAAUAUGUUGUUGAGCUUGUUUUUUAUUUAUUUUAAUAUUCAGAACUGGCUCGAUAGGGUUUUUCAGGGUCAAUAGCUCACAAGCCUAUUUGAGCAUAAAGUACGUCACCAGUAUCAGAGAUUUAGAAAACUUACCGCGAUGACCGCAGCUGUAGUGUGUAUCGAGGCGAUGUUGUUAACGAUUUUGUAAACAUUUUGGUACACUUUAACAGAUAGGCGAAUAAUUCUGAAACCGCUAGAUAUUUUUUUCUAAAAUUUGAGAUUCUGCAGAUUAACUGUCGUUUUAUAUGACCUUUGAGUUUCAAGUUUAUUGAUAACUUUUACGGCAGUAAAAUAAGGGCUGCAUUUCGCUAGAUUACUGUCGGAAAUUCCGUGUUCACAAGUGACAGCCUGUCAUUUAUUAUUCAGAGUAUGAAACUAAGAGACAAUACCCCUGAAUGAUGUGAGGUUUUCACUUGUAACCACAAAAACAUCCAAUAAAAAACCAAGCGAAUUGGAGCGCUGCCUUACAAGUUAUCAAUAAUGAAUCUUGAAACUCAAAGGUCAUAUAAAACGACUGUUAGUCUCGUGAAUCUCCAGUUUUUUUAAAAAAAAUCCGGCGGUUUCAAAAUUAUUCUUCGUUAAUGGCGACGUAGUUUAUGCUCAAACCUAGGAUUUAUUUACCCUGAAAAAACCCUAUUUGCGCCACCUUAAACAAUCUUUUUUUGUAGUUUGAGCUCUUACCAGUUGUGGAUAUCAUAAAAACCGCAAAACCACCCUUGCAAGGAAGAGUUGAGGCAUAUGAACUGGAUGACUUAAGUCACCGCUUUGAUGAUCUUCGCAGCGCCUUGGAAUAUGCCAAUGAUUACUUCAAAACUGAAGACAAACCUCCAGACGACAUUGUUCAGUUCUUCAAGGAAACCACUGAAGUGGAAGGUGCAAUAAGGAAAGCCAUCUCUAGUUUGGGCAGCACGAAUGAAAAGAAACGGGUGAAAGAAAGCAUUGAUACAUAUAACAACGCCUUGGGUGGUUUGCCUUUCACUGGCAAGUUUCUUAAGCGAUGGAAAAAUAUCUGUGGCAGAAAGGUUCGUAGAUUUUUAAUAAUCAAUUCUAAAUAUCUCAUGUUUUGUCUGCUUAGGAAGGGGUUGAUUGGGAGCUUCAGCAACGACGACGGCGACAUCGAACACAGGACAACAAAUUUAUUUUUCUUUUCCUGAUCUUCGAUACAAUGGUCUUUUAGAAAUUAACUCCAGAAAGAAAAAAAAAANUUUAUGCUCAAACCUAGGAUUUAUUUACCCUGAAAAAACCCUAUUUGCGCCACCUUAAACAAUCUUUUUUUGUAGUUUGAGCUCUUACCAGUUGUGGAUAUCAUAAAAACCGCAAAACCACCCUUGCAAGGAAGAGUUGAGGCAUAUGAACUGGAUGACUUAAGUCACCGCUUUGAUGAUCUUCGCAGCGCCUUGGAAUAUGCCAAUGAUUACUUCAAAACUGAAGACAAACCUCCAGACGACAUUGUUCAGUUCUUCAAGGAAACCACUGAAGUGGAAGGUGCAAUAAGGAAAGCCAUCUCUAGUUUGGGCAGCACGAAUGAAAAGAAACGGGUGAAAGAAAGCAUUGAUACAUAUAACAACGCCUUGGGUGGUUUGCCUUUCACUGGCAAGUUUCUUAAGCGAUGGAAAAAUAUCUGUGGCAGAAAGGUUCGUAGAUUUUUAAUAAUCAAUUCUAAAUAUCUCAUGUUUUGUCUGCUUAGGAAGGGGUUGAUUGGGAGCUUCAGCAACGACGACGGCGACAUCGAACACAGGACAACAAAUUUAUUUUUCUUUUCCUGAUCUUCGAUACAAUGGUCUUUUAGAAAUUAACUCCAGAAAGAAAAAAAAAACUGCCAAUAUUUGACGAAUUGAACGAGGUGGAAUAAGCGCGAUAAAGUUAGGAGCUGCGAGACUUCACUUUUUACUGACUGGGCUGCCUCAAGGCACGCCCGUUCCGUUGGUCGUUUCCGUCGAAAGUGAACACUGUUAAUUAUUAACCCAAAUACCCAGAAGGCGUUGCGUGAUCCAUAAAGCAUGUUUUUCCAUCUUCCCAGUGUCUGUUCAAAGAUGUUUUUUUCAUUUUAAUAUUUAUUUCUGUUUAAUGCAACACACUCGGCCUUUUGGGGGGUCUUAAUUUUGGAUUAGGGUAAAGAAGACUCGAUCCAACGAAAUAGGAACUUUCAGUGAGAAUUUCCCACACAACUUCAUAUUAUGACCUCAGUGGCGAGAGGGCAAAUAAGCGGCGAAGCCUCGAAAACGCAGUACUUCACCGGGAGCUUCAAAUAUCAACUUGAGAAUAGAGUACUUAAAAGGCGGGCAUAUUACUUACUAGAACAAGGUUUGGUGACUUAGCAUCCUAGAGCUGACAGUUGUGCUCAAUGUCGCCCAGCGUUACUGUUUUGUUUGCAUUUGUAUCAUAAAAUUGUUUGCGUGAUCACUAAGUGUGGACAGUGUUAUGCUUCUCCUAUUUUCUGUGUCUUCGCCUACUCAACAAGCGCGAUUGAUGUUAGCAUGAGCGAGUUUCGAGUUUUUACUGGCGUGUAAACUAAAAGCAAUCGAAAAUGGGAACUUAAAAAACACAGAUUAAAUCUAUUAAACCAGCACAUGAUAUGUACACAGAGGACGUUGACAGAAGGCAACGACUUUCGUUCUGUUUUACCGAACUUCGAUUCAAUUCUUUAGAAUUCAACUCUAGAAAAAUUCGCCAUCACUUGACCAAACAAACGAGAUCGAAAUAAGCGCGAUGAAGAUUGAGGGAGCGCAAAUCCCUUUUUUUAAAUGUCGUUCUCGUCGUUGUUUAAGUUUCAUGAAAGUCGAAUUUUUAAAAAUUAAUGAUUUGUGGAUGUCAUAUAAUAAGACAGCUUGUUGUUGUCGUCGAGCUCAAAAGCCACUAACAGAACACACGCUUUUUUGUUUGACUACAUCUGUCCAUUUUCAAAUUGCGAAGGCUGCUAUUCUUUUCUCCAUUUAAUCCUCCAAGUUCAGUCUCUAAAAGAGUGUCAUCUAUUAAUUAUUCUGUUUUAAACAGUCUGUCGCCAUACUGGCGUUUCCAUAUUUCUUUUCCGUUUUUCUUCAGUUUAUAGCAGUUUGAUACCUCACUCAAAUUUUUAUAUCGUUUAGGUACUGAGUCCCAAUAUUAUAAUUUUAAGAUAAGUUACAUAAUACAACACUCUUACAUCCAUUGAGUAGUCUAGCAGAUAUAUUUUUGUUUGAUCUUGUUAUAGUUGCGUUUCCUUACUGGCAAUGCUAAUUUGAAACCAUUCUCGCACGAAAUAGACGAAAGCUUAGACACAGAGGAGGCUUGUUCCGAGCAGAGAACGGUUCAAAGGAAGCCUCAGUUUAUAGUCUGUGGUGUGAUUUCUGAUUAGGUUGAUAAGAGAUAGGUUGGAGAUGAUAAAUUUGAUCACGAAAUCAGGGAACGGGUCAGUUUACCAUUUCAAAUCUUCUCCUUUUAUCACAUUUCUUGCCUGGGCAAGGUUGCAUAAGACCUUCUUAAAUUAAGAGGGCUCUUAACUUUUGUUCUCGAACAAUAACCUAUUGUUUUAAAAUAAUAGUUACGAGUUCCCUUAACCUUAAGAUGUUUUUUGCAACCCAACCCAGGUUUCAAUAUUUUAUGUUUAAUAAAGUCUAAAGGGAAAAGCGAGAAAAUUUUUAUUUCAUUUAAAAAUGGCCUGCUGAGAUGAGCGUCAUUGACAGCGAUAACUUUACUUUAUGCUUACCAAUGAAAUUAUUAUAAGCAGGAAUAAAAAAAAACUAAGUUUUAUUUCUGGACUGUUAUGCUCGAUAAUCAUGGUAGUCAUUUACUUCGUUUGAAAAGGAUUUUGGGGAAUUCUGUUUUUCAUUUCAAAUAAUUUACAAUGUUUGUGUGACAUUGGCCGUUUUCCCACAAUAGACGUCCGUCAAGGCGGAUAAUCCGUCUGAUCUAUUUUCCGUCAAAAUGUGAUUAGAGACGGAUAAAGAUUUUAAAUUUGCCUUUUCACGGAUUCACAUUACACGGAUGAACCCAAGGAAAAACAUGCCUUCGACGCUUUAGCACAGUCACCAAUUCAUUGCAAUGGCCGCCAUUGCCUUUUUUAUGUCGGGGAAAAGAAAACUUAAAAAAAACUAACGUACUACUUUUCCUUUACCGCAACAUUUUCUAAGACUUAAGUCCAUCGUCUCUUCCAUCUAACAAGGAAAGUACAUGAAGGUUUCAUCUUCACUCCACAUGUUCUUUUUCAACGUUUUUGCUUUUCUUUGUGAUUUAUCUUCAUCCUUGCAUGUCAGUGCUUUUACUUUGGGCGGCAUGUUUUGUUGUACGAAUCCCGCGAUGCAACGCACCAUUUCUUGUUCCAGCUAAAAAACAACUUCGUCCCCAGUCUUUUUGAGAAAGCAAGAAGACACUUGGGACGAGGUUGGAUAGAAAAAUUUGAGACGAAUAGUCUUAGACGGAUUAUUCGUCUUCAAAAUCCGUCUAAAAAGACUGAAAAACAGACGGAUAAAAUCAGACGAAUUAUCCAUCCAAAUUGGCCGUAUUCACACUAGAAAUGGAUUAUCCGUCUGAGACGGGUUAUCCGUUUGAUAAUUCGCGUCAAUACGUCUUAAUUUGAAAACGGAAGGGUCUAAAUUUUGAAUGGACAAUCCACCCGACUUUAUCCGUCAUUCUGUUUUCCCGUCAAUUUUGACGAAUUGUGAAGAUAGAUUAUCCUUCUCAGAUGGAUAAUCCGUCUCUAGUGUGACUGAAACGGCUAUUGAAGGCGGCAUUUCCCAUCUUUAAUGGUCGUGAUUUCUACCGACGUUGGAAAUUGCCACUGUCAUUUUCAGCCAUCGUCCGAAGGGUUUGUACACAAAAUUUGGAAUCUGGAGGGCCUGUUGCAAUCUUGCGUUAUUACCAAAACGACGUUAGAAAUUAAAUGAAUGGUAACAUUUUGACAUUUCAUUUUAAAUCUAAAAAAUAAAUCAAAUUAAAUACUUUUUAAGCCGACUAGCAAUUUUUAACCAGAAUUUCGCCAUUUUAGAAUAUCGCAUUUGGCCUUAGAACAUGUUGUAUAAGGCUCUUUGUUGAAAGACCUAGUAGUAAAAACUUUCCGGAAACAUCUAGAAAGUAGGAAAUUUGUUUGGAUAAUGUCCAGGUUUCGUUUUACUCAUAUCUUACAUUCUUAGGUAUUUCGAAAUAGUCUUCUUGUAGAUUUUUGUGAAACUUCGCGCAGCAGAAGCACCGACAAUUGCCUAACUCGAAAUCUCCGCGCUCUUGCCCUAUUAGCACACUGAGGCUAAGAGACGAUAACUAGUUGAGAUUGCUAUAUUCACCGUGUCGUUUUUAACAAGAUAGAUAGGAUACCCAUAUAAUCGCGUUGCUGUGUUUUUCAAAGGGAAAAAUUGGAAUUGCCAAUCGUUAUACUCGGUAGUGUUUUUUCUUUAAUUACGCAGCAUACCAACGUACCGAGCGAUUGAUUUUCCUCUGGUAUAUGAGCGUGGUCGUCAGGAAUCGAUGAAGGAUAAUAUAUUGUUUGUGAAUAUGUCCCUACCAAGAUGGAAGUGUUUAUUCGAAGUUUGGCUAUUCAAUGAGAGUGUGAUCGGUGAUAAAAUAGCCAUGAUUGCUAUGCGCUGAGACUUUUCAGGAAAAAUGCUCCUACUUCUUACGUAGAGCGAAGCUGCAUAGCAUUGCUACAUCUGACCUGUAGAUUAUUUGCCACUAUACUUAUAAAAGUCUUCGAAGAAUGUACUUUGGUUGCGUUUGAUUGGGAAAUCCGGAUUUAGAUUUCGAAACCCACACCCGGAAAUUGCAAUCGAACGCGCACUCGGAAAACGGAUUUAAUCUUCGAGAGUUCCGUCCUCAUGGUGGAUUUUAAUUAAGAAACCAAAUCCGGAUAUCAUGAAUUUACUUUCUACCGUUCAACUAUUCUCGUGAACAGUGGUCUUCUUUUUGCUCAUUAUGCGUGCGCGUGGAUAACCUGCGAGCAAGCUCUCCCGGGGCGCUCUGGCGGUGGGGACGAAAAAAUACUGCGACGAGGCAGCUAGAACAGCCGCAAAAACAACCGAUGCGGCGUUGUUGCUAAGCAACUGUAGACACCAACCUGUCAAUGGGGUGAUCAAAAGAGUGACGGCACUCAAUUUCCUUGCGGCAUUUUCCAUUUUUUCAAUGAAAUUUCAAUGAGAAGAUAAAUAAUAAUAAUAAUAAUAAUAAUAAUAAUAAUAAUUAAAAUAAUAAUACAUUUACAACAACAAUAAGUUUAAUCUUUUUUUUUUGUUCUCAGCUCAAUAACCAGCUUUAUUUUUCUGUCUUCCUAAGCAACUUUUCAUCAUCUAUGUCCUAUCCUUUCUGACUGUUUUUUUUUAUGUUUUAGCCAUCUGCUCAUAUCGAAGCUGACGUCGGAAAAUCGGUUCGCUACCCAUCCGACAAAGGUACUUCAAAUUCGCCGAGGAUCUUCUACAAUCUACAUUUGCAUUUUAAUUUUGUUAAGCUAAAACUUUGAAAGAAAAAGUGUAUCGGCAAGGAUUGCGCUUUUUUAAAACGCAUAAAAAAAAAAUGAUUUGGCAACAAUUAAAUGAAUGACUCCGCCACUGUGUUUUUGUGUGGCAACAAUUUGUCACGCGAUCUCAUAAAUCUCUAAAAAUCGUUACCAAGGACUGGUAUGGUAGGAUAUAGUGGGAUGAGAGAAAGGUUUAGAAGUAAUUUUCGAAAAUUAUUCACGGAUGAUCAAAUUGAGCACUGAAAUCGAAUAUUUUUGACACCUCGCUUUGUAGUGAUCAAAGACUGGUCUGUCAGUUCCCCGUACAGCCAUCUUGAAGGAGGCAUGAAGUACCACGACGGAAAACUGACGGUGCCAACCCCCGGACGGUACUACAUCUACGCUCAACUUUACUUCUUCAGCAGUGGACGAGUCUAUAUAAGAGUUAACAACAAAGACAUAACAAUGAUUCAAGCGCCAGUAAACAAUUUGGAUUUCAAUGGUACUCUGUACGCUGGUGGGGUUUUCAACCUGGCGGCCGGUGACUUCAUCACUCUAGUUCCCAACAGUAACAAUGGAGCCGAACUUUACAUGGGCACCAUUAACAGUUACUUUGGCGCAUAUUUGAUUUAA
Messenger RNA from Porites evermanni, 14677 nucleotides. The record is from the annotation of a GenBank genome assembly. NCBI's taxonomy places the organism in Eukaryota, Metazoa, Cnidaria, Anthozoa, Scleractinia, Poritidae.